Messenger RNA from Dothidotthia symphoricarpi CBS 119687, 1209 nucleotides. RefSeq names its product P-loop containing nucleoside triphosphate hydrolase protein. Gene Ontology annotation, biological process: reciprocal meiotic recombination; DNA repair; meiotic DNA recombinase assembly. Lineage: Eukaryota; Fungi; Ascomycota; Dothideomycetes; Pleosporales; Dothidotthiaceae. The transcript is spliced from 5 exons. Bases 1 to 1209 code for a protein of 402 amino acids. The record is from RefSeq and is a predicted model, not a curated record. Gene Ontology annotation, molecular function: ATP binding; ATP-dependent DNA damage sensor activity; crossover junction DNA endonuclease activity. Gene Ontology annotation, cellular component: Rad51B-Rad51C-Rad51D-XRCC2 complex; replication fork; Rad51C-XRCC3 complex.
AUGGCUAGUGAAGAUGUAUCUGUACCAUGCCCAUCAGCGCAUAGACUGCCCACGGUCUCUGCAUCUCAAGCCCUUCAAACGCUACACACACGCGGCGCCCGCACCAUAUCGACAGGCAUCUCGCAGCUCGAUAAGCUCCUCGCCUCUCCCAGCUUGCCCGGCCAUCCCGUCGCUGGUGGGUAUACUCGAGGGAAAGUGACGGAGGUUUUUGGCCCAUCAGGAGUCGGGAAGACGGCAUUUGGAAUACAGGCUGCAGUCAACGCGUUGCGAGAAGGACAACAUGUUGUCUGGGUUGAUGCGGCCUGUCCACCGCUCGUCCCCUAUCGAUUUAGCCACGUGCUCUCUGCACUCAGCGACUCGCCAUCUGAACUAUCUCCAGAUGAACUGCGCAACCACUUCCGCCAUGUCGCCGCGACGACACUCGCACACCUUCUAGCCCUCUUCGUGCAUCCGCCUGCUUCGUUUCCCCAACCGAAAACGAGUCUCAUCGUUAUCGACUCCCUCUCUACACUCAUCGAAAAUGCCUAUCCCCGCAACAUGGAGAUCAAGAACAAGACCGACCAGUUGAAAUGGGCAGCGGGUCGCAGGUUCGCAGUCAUUAACGAGCUGAUAAAGACAUUUACCAAGUUUGCCGCGCUGCACGAUAUUGCGCUACUCAUCACUUGCCCGACCAUUUCUCGCAUUCGAGGCGGGAACAGGUCGCUUUUAGUCCCUGCAAUGUCCGGGAUCGAGUGGGAGAAUGGCAUCUCCACCCGACUGGUUCUGUUCAGAGACUGGAUACCACGACAAGGAAAGCCAAAUAAUACAAGAGAUGCUGACAAACUAAUCAAUGUUCGGUUUGCAGGUCUCGUAAAGGCCAACGGUGUAGCUCUUACCGAUGAGGGUGGCGUAGGCAGUGUAGUGCCGUUCACGAUUGACAACACUGGCCUCUGCGACAUCAGCAUAGCUGCAGAUGACAUCUCAGCUCCCCUCGCGCAGUCUAGACCCCCUAAGAGGUCUUUUGCAGAGAUUGAAGAGAACGAAGACGAGACGCCCAAAUCUGAUGAGCUUUAUGGUUGGGUGGAAGACGACGAAGUCGCCACUGAGGGACUUCUGAUAGACGAAACACAAGAUACCAACGACGUCGAAACUGUAGAGGCUCGACCGGAGCAUACCACGGAAAUCGCCUUGCGACAAAGUAGCAAAAUGGCACGAUUUACUACCAUAUAA